Molecule: messenger RNA, 3146 nt
Organism: Leucoraja erinaceus (little skate)
Lineage: Eukaryota; Metazoa; Chordata; Chondrichthyes; Rajiformes; Rajidae
Gene: tyro3
Product: TYRO3 protein tyrosine kinase
Exons: 19
Coding region: 276-2870 (864 amino acids)
Biological process (GO): phagocytosis; multicellular organism development; cell migration
Cellular component (GO): signaling receptor complex
Molecular function (GO): protein binding; ATP binding; transmembrane receptor protein tyrosine kinase activity
Source: RefSeq, a predicted model, not a curated record
GAGGUCCCUGUAUCUCCUCCCUCUCCUCCAGCCCUGUCUUAGCAAAGAUCCUAUAGCAGAGCUCUGCUAUAGGAUCUUUGGUUUUAGGUCGCUGGCAACGCCGAGGUGCUGGCCAGACGAGCAGCCCCAAGGCUCCCGAGGGGGAGGGUGAUGGAGGUCUGUCUCUCCGGCCCGGGCCAGGGCUGACACCGCGGCCAGGGCGUAGAGCGGAGGUCGGGGUCCGGUGCAGACGCCGGCCACUCCGUCCCCACCCGAAGCUGGGCUGAAGUAUCUGGAUGAUUCUGGGAUCGUGCCUGACCAUCGCCUUCCUAGUCCACCUCACCUGGGGGCUGGAGUUUGUGGUUGGCCCAGCCAACCUCACCGUCUCACUGGGCCUGAAAGCCCAAAUGCGAUGUCAGCUGAAAGGCUUCUCCACCUGGCCCACCAUCCACUGGCUAAAGGACGGCAGGGAGCUGCGCAAUGCCGACUUCACCAGCGUGCCCCUCGGCAGCAACGAGCUGCUGAAUGUCUUCAGGUUGAGGAGUGUGCAGCAAACGGACAUGGGCUGGUACUGGUGCAUGGCCAGAGUGAAGGGAGUUGACGUCAACUCAACGAAGGCCUUUUUAACCGUUGAAGGUUUGCCGUACUUCACAAUCGAGCCGCAGGAUCUGUACGUAUUUAAAGAUACACCCUUCAAUUUAACCUGCGCUGCUUCUGGCCAACCAAAACCUACGGCCAUCUUAUGGAAGAUCGGUGGGGUCUUAGUUGAAGAGACCUGGGAAGAAUCUCCUGCAGUUCUCACCGUCAAAGGAAUUCAAAGCCGGACUACCUUCACUUGUGAAGCACAUAAUGCCAGGGGAGUUGCCGUCUCGAGGACUGCAGGGGUCAAUGUCAAAGUUCUAGCAGACCGGCCCACCGAUGUGAUGAUCAAUGGCCUGACAUCCAACAGUGUCAGCAUCUCCUGGACUGUCGCCUCCAAUGGCUUCUCGUCACUUCGCAACUGCACUGUGCAGGUUUUGGAUCCGAACAAGCUCAAUGCCUCUUCAAACGUGAAUGUCUCCUUCAAGGUGACGACUCCAGCCGUGCCGUUCACCUACACCAUCCACGGUCUGAGCCCGUUCACCAACUGUGGCGUUCGGCUCGCCUGCACCAACGAGGUCGGCCCUUCCGAGUUCAGCAAGUGGACGCACUUCCAGACGUCUGAAGGAGCUCCCAGUGCCGCGCCGAGGAACGCCAUCUACUCCUACAACGGCUCGUCAUUGGUGAUCGAAUGGAACGAGGUGCCAGCGAGGGAUAUACACGGCAUUCUCCUUGGAUACAUCGUGGAAUGGACCGGGCCCGGGAGAAAAAAGGAGAUCUCAGUCGCAGCAGGGACCCAAGCUAUCUUGCCCUCUGUCCAUCCUUCCGAGAAUGAUUUGUUUCGAGUGUGUGCACGGACGGCAGUCGGACGCGGCCCAUGGAGUGCACCAGCGCGUCUAUUAGGUCAGGAGCAAGGCCGCCGAAGACCACGGAUAUCAUGGGCGCCUUUGAUCAUCGGCAUCCUCUGUGCAGCCAUAACUCUAAUCAGCGUUCUGCUUGUGGUCUACCACAUCAGGAAAAAGGAGCUGCAGUUUGGACCUGCCUUUGCUCCAGCCGCUGCAUCCAAUGGAGUGGGCCAGGUGGUGCAGUACAGGGCAGGACGCAGCUACAACCGUAGAGGAUCAAUGCGCAUUGAGGCUACAUUUGACACUUUGGGAAUUAGCGACGCUUUGAAGCAGAAGUUGGAAGAUAUUUUCAUCCAUGAGAAGCAGAUUGAACUGGGUCGGACACUGGGACGAGGGGAGUUUGGCUCUGUCAAGGAGGCGUAUUUAAAGAUGGAGGAUGGGUCCACACAGAAGUUGGCCGUGAAGAUGCUGAAAGCUGAAAUCAGUGCAACUGGGGACAACGAGGAGUUCUUGCGAGAGGCCGCCUGCAUGAAGGAAUUCGACCACCCGAACGUCAUUAAGAUUAUUGGGGUGAGUCUCCAGAGUCGACCGCAUCGCCGGCUUCCCGUCCCCAUGGUCCUGCUGCCGUUCAUGAAGCAUGGAGAUCUGCGCACCUACCUCGUACUCUCCCGGCUGGGAGACCAACCAGUUGAGAUUCCUUUCCAAACACUGUUGAAUUUUAUGAUCGAUAUUGCCAAGGGAAUGGAGUACUUGAGCAGCAAGAACUUCAUCCACAGGGAUCUGGCCACACGCAAUUGCAUGCUGGACCAAGAUAUGCGUGUGUGUGUGGCAGACUUUGGCUUAUCCCGGAAGCUGUACAGUGGAGACUACUAUAGACAAGGGAGCAUGAGCAAGCUGCCUGUCAAAUGGAUUGCACUGGAGAGUUUGGCAGAUAAUGUUUACACAGUUCACAGCGAUGUGUGGUCAUUCGGGGUGACCAUGUGGGAGAUAGCAGCGAGAGGGCAGACCCCCUACCCAGGGGUUGAGAAUGCAGAACUCUACGACUACCUCAUAUCGGGACAGAGGUUGAAGCAACCCUCAAACUGCUCCGAUGAAUUGUACCACCUCAUGCAGAGAUGCUGGCACACUGAGCCCAAGCUCAGACCCUCCUUCGAAUCUUUGAGGGUGUCACUGGAAAAUCUCUUGCGGGGCCUUUCCCCAGUCACAGAGCAGCCCCAGCCUUUCUACAUGAACCUACGGAAGGGGGAAGGAGCUUCGGAGUGCAGUACGGUCUGCAGCACGGCUUGCUGGGAGGUGGAACAGAGCGGAGGCAACAUGGACGGCCCAGCUGUAGUGGGCACCUCUGACUACCGAUAUGUGACAGCCCCUCUGAGCUUGUUGGAGGACGCAGCGUACAACCUAGCAGGUGGGAUGGAGAGCCAUCCACACGAUGGGCAGCUGGAAGACCAAGUCGUUAUUCAUCUCUAACAACCAGAAAGCUGGGCCUAAUCGACGAGCAGUGCAAUAAUGACGUGAAACUGGGGCUAAACACCUCAGCUGUGCCUUGACGUAUCCAUAUGAACAUGGAUCCAACUCCUGGAGGUUGACUGGUUUCCGUGGGAUCCAAAUCCCAAAAGACUCAAGAAUUAUGUUGUUAAUUAAAAAAGGAUGAUAAAUUUAUUGAACAUGAAAUAUUACUUACUGCACAGUUUCCUCUGCAAAGUUUUUCUUUGAUUUGAAUUAAACAGAUUUUUUUUAAUUAAA